Messenger RNA from Cooperia oncophora, 582 nucleotides. NCBI's taxonomy places the organism in Eukaryota, Metazoa, Nematoda, Chromadorea, Rhabditida, Trichostrongylidae. The record is from the annotation of a GenBank genome assembly.
AUGUUGGUCCUUGCAGUUUUGACGGGAACUCUGGACGGUUCAGCGCCUAUGUUCGGGGUGAAAAGUGCAAUAAAAGAACGUUGGAAAGGCAAUAAUGUGCGGGUGUCGGUGUUCGGAAGUUUACGAACUCGACUGUUCUUACCGACGUCAGAUAUCGACGUAUUGGUCGAGUGUGAUGAAUGGAAAGACUCGAGUGUCAUGCGUUCUACUUACUUGACGGUUUUGUGGUUUCAGGCUCGUUGUAUGCAAGAAACAGCCAAUCAUCUGGAAGAAGUUGGUUUGGCAAAGUCUGUGGCGGUGUUCUCGGACGCGUUUGUGCCAAUUGUGAAAAUGGUCGAAAAGGACACAUUGGUCAAUGUGGAUAUUUCGUUCAACACAGCGCAAGGUGUUAAAGCGGCCGAUUACAUAGAAAGGGUCAAAGAGGAGUUUCCUGUGGUAGAGCCGUUGAUACUGGUCCUGAAACAGUUUUUGAUAUUACGGCGAUUGAACACCACCUAUACAGGCGGUUUGUCGUCGUACGGUCUUAUACUGAUGCUGAUUAAUUUCCUUCACGUGAGUCAGCACUUUCCAUUAAGGUUUUAA